Balaenoptera musculus (blue whale) is the source of this 2737-nucleotide messenger RNA. RefSeq names its product zinc finger CCHC-type containing 4 (gene ZCCHC4). Gene Ontology annotation, biological process: rRNA methylation. The coding region runs from base 34 to 1575 and encodes 513 amino acids. The transcript has 13 exons. Gene Ontology annotation, molecular function: zinc ion binding; nucleic acid binding; rRNA (adenine-N6-)-methyltransferase activity. The record is from RefSeq and is a predicted model, not a curated record. Gene Ontology annotation, cellular component: nucleolus; cytoplasm. NCBI's taxonomy places the organism in Eukaryota, Metazoa, Chordata, Mammalia, Artiodactyla, Balaenopteridae.
UCGGACUGAGGCUUUCGGGACGGCGGCGGGAAGAUGGCGGCCCCCAGGGAGCCGCUUGGAGCCGUAGAGGCAGAGGGGAGCUCGGGUCGCCAGGGGAACUCGGGAGUCGAGGUGGUGGUUUUCUCCGAUCCCGCCACGCCCGCCCCGCUGUGCCCUCACGGACCCACUCUUCUGUUUGUGAAGGCGAACCAAGGGAAAGAAGAAACACGGAGGUUUUAUGCCUGCUCAGCUUGUAGAGAUAGAAAAGAUUGUAAUUUUUUUCAAUGGGAAGAUGAAAAGUUGUCAGGAGCCAGACUUGCUGCCCGAGAAGCUCAUAACCGAAGAUAUCAGCCUCCUUUAUCCCGUUCGCAGUGUGUGGAAAGGUACUUGAAGUUUAUUGAGUUGCCCUUGUCUCAGAGAAAGUUUUGUCAAAGAUGUCAGCAGUUGCUGUUGCCAGAUGAUGAGGAAAAGCAUCGCAAGCAUCAGAUAGUGGGUGAUAUUUCUAUCACCCAGUUAAAAAGGCCCAGUCAACUCCUUUAUCCAUUGGAAAACAAGAAGACAAAUGCCCAGUAUUUGUUCGCUGAUAGGAGCUGUCUGUUCUUGGUAGACCUACUCUCUACCCUUGGGUUCAGAAGAGUACUGUGUGUUGGGACACCGAGGUUGCAUGAGCUGAUCAGGUUGAAAGCAUCAGGUGACAAGAAGUCUAACAUUAAAAGCCUUUUAUUGGAUAUUGAUUUUCGGUAUUCACAGUUUUAUAUGGAAGAUAGUUUUUGCCAUUAUAACAUGUUUAACCAUCACUUCUUUGAUGGAAAGGCUGCCCUUGAAGUAUGCAGAACAUUUUUACAGAAAGAUGAAGGUGAAGGAGUCAUUAUGGUGACAGAUCCUCCUUUUGGUGGCUUGGUUGAACCUCUGGCUGUUACAUUCAAGAAGUUAAUUGCUAUGUGGAAAGAAGGUCAAAGCCAAGAUAACAGUCACAAAGAACUACCCAUAUUCUGGAUUUUUCCCUAUUUUUUUGAAUCUCGAAUUUGUCAGUUUUUCCCAAGCUUCUGCAUGCUGGAUUACCAGGUAGAUUAUGAUAAUCAUGCACUUUAUAAACAUGGAAAGACAGGACGGAAACAGUCUCCUGUGCGUAUUUUCACCAAUAUCCCACCCAACAAAAUAAUCCUUCCUAUUGAAGAAGGGUACAGAUUUUGCCCUCUUUGUCAACGAUAUGUUUCUUUAGAGAACCAGCACUGUGAACACUGUAAUUCUUGCACAUCCAAGGAUGGCAGGAAAUGGAAUCAUUGCUUUCUCUGCAAAAAGUGUGUAAAGCCUUCCUGGAUCCACUGUAACAUUUGCAAUCACUGUGCUCUUCCAGAUCAUUCUUGCACGGGCCCUAAAGACGGCUGCUUUAUUUGUGGUGAAUUAGAUCAUAAACGGAGUACUUGUCCUAACAUCUCUACAUCUAAGAAAGUUAACAAAGCUGUCAGAAAGCAGAAGCAAAGAAGGAGCAAUAAGAUGAAAAUGGAGACCACUAAAGGACAGUCCAUGAAUCAUACAUCUGUUACAAGGAAGAAGAAAAGAAGAGAAAGAGCUCAUCAAUAUCUUUGCUCUUAAAUGUCCAGUGGCUGGCGAAUAAGAAAGAUUUAUAGUCCAACCUUUGAUGCCAUUUUCUGAAAGUGCCUCACUGGACUUAAAUUCUGUCGCUUUCAAAGGUAUGCACCUCUCUAAGCUUGAAAGUAGGCAGGUGGUAUUUGCUAGUUUAUAGACCUCCUCACCCCCAGCAGCCCCUCUGGAGACCUGGGGAGUUGUUCCAUCCUUAGCUGGUUUGCUAGCUCUCAGUGCCUUUUUUCUGUCUUUAAAUCUCUUCCAGUCGUAUUAUAGCCUCUUUUAUCUGAAAAAUGGGCAUAAAGCGUCCUUUUGCAGGAAGAAAGAAGAAAAUGAGAAUGAAAACCUGAAGUUUUGUUUACAUUGAACAUGAGUAUAAGUUCGAUAUUUAAAAUAUUAAAGUAUUGUACAGUGGCUUAAACCCCACUUGUAAAGAGAAAUACAAUGUAUAAUUUUUUUUUAGCCAGAAUCUGAAGAUGAUGGAAAGAAUUUUGACAAAGGCAGUCUAAAGAUAUAAAGAUUAUGAUUAUGGUUACAUUAUUAUUAUUAAAUAUUUAUUUUUCAAAUACUUUUUGCAGUUGUCCUUUGAUGGUAUAGAAUCACCUAAAUGUUUGUUGAAUGAGUGAGGUAUUUAGAAUUAUGACUUGCUCUGUCAUCUUCGUGUCUCUUAACCUAGGCAGUACGUUUCUCUCUUUGUAAAAGUAGUAGCAGAAGGCAGGAUAUUUUGGUGAUCCUCAUUCCUAUUCUAACACUUCCUGGCUGUAUGUCCUUAGCCAGGUCAUUCAUUCUCUAGAAGCUACUGUUUCUUCAUUAUUAUAAUGGGGACAAUAAUAGUUAGACCUCAGGUUUGUUUGUGGUGAAAUUAAAUGAGGCACAUGCCCCUGGCUCUCAGUUCUCCUGUUACCCGUGAGAAACAUUAACAAAUGAAGAUGGCUGCGGAGCACUAAGGGUAAUCACCGGGUGGUCAGGUAUUGUAGCAUGGAAGGGAGCAGUUUGAACAAACAGUUCAUUAUCUCCUUAAGACUUAGUAGUUUAGAAUGGCUUGCAUUUGCACAACGACUUUUCUCUCUUUCCCAAAUGACUGCUUUAGAGCAGGUUUGGAGGCAUCUCUGCUUGGGCUUAGCUAGCCCUGAGAGUAAAGGUAGAAGAACUGCACUCCAUCUGGUAUUUA